This is a messenger RNA of Xiphias gladius (swordfish), 4441 nucleotides long. RefSeq names its product suppressor of tumorigenicity 14 protein homolog (gene st14). The coding region runs from base 252 to 2777 and encodes 841 amino acids. Gene Ontology annotation, molecular function: serine-type endopeptidase activity; protein binding. NCBI's taxonomy places the organism in Eukaryota, Metazoa, Chordata, Actinopteri, Istiophoriformes, Xiphiidae. Gene Ontology annotation, biological process: proteolysis; acrosome reaction. The transcript has 19 exons. The record is from RefSeq and is a predicted model, not a curated record.
CCAUAGGUGUUUGAAGAAGGGGUCGGCCUCAGGUGUUUCAGCGUCCUCGGCACCUCGACGACACAGGAAGAGACUCUGUCGCUUCGACUUAUCGACUGUACCUAUACUUUCCCCCCACCUCCCCACUGAUCUAAACACUACGGAUUCAUAAUUUUGCAACACUCUUGGAAAAAGGGGAACGAAGUCACAAGACACAAGCGAGGAGUUGUCUUGGAUCCUGUGGAGCGACACUUGGAGUGUUUUUCUGGGAGAUGUAUUCCGCCAGAUAUGAGUACGACGGCCGCAAUGGCCACCAUGAGCGGAUUGACUUCUUAACCAGCAAAGAGAAGGCGUCGUCAAAGCGGAAGACCGGCAUUGUCAUCGGGGUUCUUCUGGCACUUCUCAUCCUUGCAGCCGUUGUAGCGUUCCUCAUUUGGCUGUUUGUCUUUAAAGAUGCUGAUUCAGGAGCCACCCUUAGUAAGCAGCUUAGACCAUCAAUACAAGUCUUCAGUGGGCAUAUGAAGCUGGUUGGUGUACCGUAUGACAAGAAGCUGGAGGAUACAAACAGUAAAGAGUUUGAGGAUUUGGCACGCAACCUGGAGGCAAUUCUCGGGGAAAACUACAAGAAAGAUCCAUUCCUCGCAAACUACUACACUAGAUCGGUGGUCACUGCAUUCAGUGAGGGAGUGAUAGCCUACUACUGGUCCCAGUUUGACAUUCCAGUCGAAGACCUGGAGGUCGUGCCGGAGUUCUCUGAGGAGCGGGUGUUGGAGACACUGGAGAAUGGCAUUAAGGAGCAGCGCGGCAUUACAAGCCGCAGGGAUAUUAAGAUCAGUGAAGUCACUGCCUCAUUCACAGAUCCCCGCAUGGCCAGGAACCCCAGAGCCACGGAGUGUUUCUACCGCCUGGUGGCUGAAGAAAACGCGAAAAAAUUUUCAUCUCCAGGGUACCCCACAGGCUACCCCGCCAAGUCUCGGUGUCAGUGGCAAAUCCGAGCCUCACGGGGCAAAGCCAUAUCUGUCAGUUUCCCUUUUUUCCACAUCGAGGAUGACUGCUCUGAUGACUUUGUCUCCAUCUAUGACUCCUUGAGUCCAGAUGAUUCUCAGGCCAUCACAGAGAAGUGUGGUCAGAGGCCCCCCUCCAACCCUCUGCAGGUGUUGUCUUCUGGCAACAUCAUGCUGAUUAACUUGAUUACUGACAGUGAUGUCCAGAGGCCGGGCUUUGAGGCAGAGUACAAAGCCAUCCCCAUGUCUCAAGUAAAAACCUGUGGUGGUUUCCUCUCUAAGAAAGAAGGAGUCUUCACCUCCCCACUUCACCCCAGCUUCUAUCCUCCUUCCAUGGACUGCAAGUGGACCAUCAAGGUCCCUGAUGGGAACAAGGUGAGGGUGACGUUCACCAUGUUCCGCAUGAAAGAGCCCGGGGUGGACAUCCGUGUGUGUCACAAAGACUAUGUGGAGGUUAUGGGCACCAAGUAUUGUGGAGAAAUGUCCUCUUUGGCUCUGACUAGUGACAAAAACGUCCUAGAAGUGAGCUUCCAUUCCGAUGAGGCCUUUACUGACAAAGGCUUCAGUGCUGAGUACAGCGCAUAUGAUCCCGCAAACCCUUGCCCCAACAAGUUUGCGUGCGCCUCUGGCAUCUGCAUUGCCAAGGAGCUGCACUGUGAUGGCUGGAACGACUGUGGUGAUAUGAGCGACGAGAUAAAGUGCCAGUGUGAAAAGGACCAGUUUGGUUGUGACAAUCACUUGUGCAAACCAAGGCUCUGGGUGUGUGAUCGCGUCAACGACUGCGGAGACUGGAGCGAUGAGAAACAGUGCAGUUGUGAGGAGAAUGAGUGGCGCUGUGGGGAUGGGGUUUGUAUGCCCCAGGAUGUUGUGUGUGACAAUAAGCGGGACUGUGUAGAUGGAAGCGACGAGGCCUCUUGUAAAACCUCUGUGGGCAUCUGCUCUGACUUCAGCUUCAGGUGUAAGAACAAAGAAUGUGUCAACAAAGUGAAUGCCGAAUGUGACCGUGUCAACGACUGCUCUGAUAACUCAGACGAGGCCGGCUGUGAUUGUGGCACUAGGCCUUACAAGCUGAACCGCAUCGUGGGAGGGCAGAACGCUGAGCUGGGAGAGUGGCCCUGGCAGGUCAGCCUUCACUUCGUGACCAGUGGGCAUGUGUGUGGUGCCUCUAUCAUCUCUGAGAGGUGGCUUCUUUCAGCUGCCCACUGCUUUGCCACCAGCAACCCAGCGAACCAUGUUGCAUCCAACUGGCAGACAUACAGUGGCAUGCAGGACCAGUACAAGCAGGAUGGUGUACAGCGACGCCCAUUGAAGAGGAUUAUAUCCCACCCGGAUUACAACCAGAUGACCUUUGACUAUGACAUUGCACUGCUGGAGCUCGACGGGCCGCUGCAGUUCACUAACAUCAUCCAACCCAUCUGCCUACCCUCUUCCUCCCACGUCUUCCCUGCAGGCAUGUCCUGCUGGGUCACAGGCUGGGGCGCGCUCCGAGAAGGAGGUCAAAAGGCACAGCUACUGCAGAAGGCGUCAGUAAAAAUCAUCAACGACACGGUAUGUAACGUGGUCACAGAGGGCCAAGUCACCUCCAGGAUGCUCUGCAGUGGAUUCUUGGCUGGAGGAGUUGACGCAUGCCAGGGUGAUUCCGGAGGCCCCCUGGUGUGUUUCGAGGAGAGUGGGAAGUGGUUCCAGGCUGGCAUUGUGAGCUGGGGUGAGGGCUGUGCUCGUCGGAACAAGCCCGGUGUCUACUCGCGCAUCACCAAGCUGAGAGACUGGAUCAAGAAGGAGACAGGGAUUUGAUGAUGCUGUGAUGAACAGGGAGGGAUACAGAGUGGGGAACAACGUCAGAUUGCUAAAAAUAAUGGAGAAGGAACAUUUGAGUCUGAUUCAGGACUUCAAGUCUCUCCUAGAUGUAUUCAUGUAGCAGCAGACUGAGGAUACUGUUGCAUGGACCCAGUUACACAAACCAGUGACUUAAAGUCCUGUAUUUGGCUGCCAACCCCCUCUUUUCCACUCACUCACUCACACUCACACAUACACUUACACAUAAACCUCAGUGACCCACACUUUGUAUAGUUUUUAAAGGUGUAAAUCAGUGCAGUGUCUUUUACCCUGAUCAAUAAUUUCAUGUUUUACUGGUGAAUACACCCUGAGUACAAAUAGUAAAAUAUGGAUAUUCUGGGAAUCAUUUUUCCAGUAUUUGUAAAAUGUAUCAUUUUAGGGUUGAUGCAGAAUUUGAACAUUUUACAGUUUUUAAAGUGUGUUUUUCAGUAAUCCCCGAAAAUGUAAUUGUGUUUUGAAGACUUAGUAUUAUGUAUUUCUCAACAGGUGAGAUUCCUUCAUCCUGUUGGGCUGCAGUGAAUUUUGCACUUUGCCAGUGGGCUCAUGUGAUAGAUAGCUAUAAAUUUGGGGUUUUAUUAAUCCAAUAUCUUUAAGGACUGUAACGCUUGCUUUACACUGUUUACUACAAAACACUCAUACUCAGCUGAACGUUUUCCAAAGCGUAGCAUAGGUUUUUCAACUGAUCAAAGCAUUGUUAUCUACGUAGCUGUCAGGCAGCCGUCAGUCUCAGUUCUUAUCAGUAAAGUAUAAAUAUCGUCUUGCAGAGACAGUUGUUUUACCAUGUGAUAAAACAGAAGUUUAACAAAAAACAAAAAUGAAAGAACAACAAAAAAACGACCAAACAUCAUGCUCAAAUCUAUUAAGGGGUAUUUUCAUAUCAUACGAAGAUAAAUGAAAAUCAGAAGCUGCCUUGAAGGUAUAAAAUGAAUUAAUAAAUCUAAAAGCCCAUGGUUUGCUUUGGAAAAUGGCCAGUAGUAAUGUUAAGUAUACCAGAUUUGUAGCCUGUGGGCUAAAACAGGCAAAAACAUUAGCAUGGUCCUUGAGGAAUUCUGAUCUGAGAGUGGAGUAAUGCAUAAGUUGUUCAAAGUUGUUGAUCUGAAGGGGGGUCCUAGAUCAGUAUUUGUAUUAUACCUUUACAGAUGGCUUUUUCCCAGGUCUCUAGUUAAGCUCAAGGUAAUAGAAGUCUUCAGUCGCAUACACCUGAGAGCCAAAGCCAACCAAUGGGGUUGUCACAAGGUGCCAGAGCAAUGCAAUGAGUUCAUAUGCCCGUGAGUUUCCUCUCUUUGGUCACAACCAACUCAAUCAACUUUUAAAUCCAAGAUUUGACUGGAUGGGUUUUUUUUUUUUUUUAGUCUGUUUGCCUUCAUCUCUUGACUUAUCCUGGAAAUAUUACAUCCUGGAUAAGCAAACCAAAGAUUUGCAUAACUAUUAUUUAUUGAAGGGGGGAAAAUUAAGCAGAGAAAAUUGUUUGGGAUAUUUCUCACUGUACCUUUUAUUAAUUCCAUAGACUGCUAAACUAUGCAAGAGUAAAUGUGUAUUUUUCAGAAAGCAGGAAGCAAAAACAACUUUUAGAAGAUAUUUUCAUGAGCGCUGUGCACUGUGACUGUGUUUUAGAUUAUAGA